AUGAACCCCGAUCAAUCAUCGGACGACAGUAGGCGCUCUACAAGUUCCGCGUCGCGCGGCCCCCCUUACUCUCGACCGCCUAUAAAAGCGACGGACCGACGACGUCUCCACACAGUCGUUGAAUCGCCAGCGAUGGAGUCGAGCGACUCUCGGACCAAGGCGUACAAGUUCGUCGCCUACGCGGCCGUCUCCUUCUCGGUGGUCGCCGUCCUUUCGGUCGUGCUCACUCUGCCCAUGGUCUACAACUUUGUCAACCAUGUUCGACUUCAGAUGGACCACGAACUCUCCUUCUGCAAGGUUUUUCUUUCGCCAUUCGUUUUUUACAUACCUUUUUUAUAAAACUCGAAGCAGUAGGUCCUACUCACAACCUCUUUUUUGAUUUUUUGGGAAUGAGUUGAGCUUGACUUCAAAGCUAUUCGCUAUCAGACCUCAACUGAGUUGGUUCAAGUAAUGAGAAAGUUGAGAAAGAUCGAAAUACGCUCAUAUUAUUCACUCCUAAAAACCCAUGAUUCCAAUUUUAAAUUCCAACUAUUCUGUAGUUUGCCUAUCGCCUAACGGAAGCCUUUUUAAGAAUUUUUCGACCGAACCUUAGAAAUCACAUUUUUUUUUUCCAAUCUUGCACUUGUGUCCAAUACGACGAUGUUUGAAACUUCAGAAAGUUGAAGCUCACACCGGAAGAGCGAAUCAUUCUCAAUGAUUCGUUAGUUAGUUGCGUAGGUGACAUAUGAUUAAAGAUCACUUUUUUUUCCUUCGUUCACAUGGAAAUGUUCACGGAAAGACUAGAAAACAAACCUGAUUGAUAUAUUCCAGGGCUCCGCAAAAGACAUCUUCACCGAGGUGAACUUCAUGAAGACGAACGCCGGUCCAGCUGCUCCACACAAUCGCACGGCUCGUCAGUCUGGCUACGGAGGACCUGAAGUCAACGCCGGACCAAACCUUCAGUGCGAAGGCUGCUGUCUGCCCGGACCACCAGGACCGGCCGGAGCCCCAGGAAAGCCUGGAAAGCCAGGAAGACCGGGAGCGCCAGGAGCGCCAGGAUCUCCAGGAAAGCCGCCUCAGGCGCCAUGUGAUCCAGCCACGCCACCACCAUGCAAGCCUUGUCCUCAAGGACCACCCGGACCUCCAGGACCACCAGGAGCUCCAGGAGACCCAGGAGAGGCUGGAACCCCAGGACGCCCAGGAACCGACGCUUCUUCCGGACUUCCAGGACCUCGUGGACCAGCAGGACCACCCGGAGAGCCAGGACAGCCAGGACCUCAAGGAGACCCAGGAGUUCCAGCUCAGAGCGAGCCACUCACGCCAGGAGCUCCAGGAGACGUUGGAGACGCAGGUAACGUUUUUUUUGGGCCUACGUUGCUUCAAAAUUGGCGACCAUUCAGUUAAAUUUGUUUCCAGUGCUUUUAUUGAGAAAAUAUUGAACCAAACGAAUGAUUUUGCAGGACCGCCCGGACCACCAGGACCCCCUGGAGCGCCAGGAAACGACGGCCCGCCAGGACCAGAAGGACCAAAGGGAGCUCCAGGACCAGACGGCCCACCGGGAGUCAACGGACAGGCUGGACCACCAGGACCUCCAGGACCGGCCGGUACUGCCGGAGAGAAGGGAAUCUGUCCCAAGUACUGCGCCCUCGACGGCGGCGUCUUCUUCGAAGAUGGAACUCGGCGCUGA
This is a messenger RNA of Caenorhabditis auriculariae, 1666 nucleotides long. Lineage: Eukaryota; Metazoa; Nematoda; Chromadorea; Rhabditida; Rhabditidae. The record is from the annotation of a GenBank genome assembly.